AUGAAACAACAAAAAGAAAUUAUUUCUUCAUCAGCUCGCCGCUCUCAUCCACCUCGUCGUAGUGGUUGUCUCGACUCCAAGGGCCACCACAAUUUCUGUGUCCCUCUCCUCUAUAAUUCGCUUCAGAUCUGUAGCAACAAAAUGUACGGAUUCGAAGCGCUGACCUUCAACAUCCAUGGCGGUUACCUGGAAGCCAUCGUGCGAGGAUAUCGUUCGGGGCUUUUAACGGCCGCCGAUUAUAACAAUCUCUGCCAGUGCGAGACCCUGGACGACAUCAAAAUGCACCUUUCCGCCACCGAGUACGGUCCUUACCUCCAAAACGAGCCCUCUCCGUUGCAUACUACAACAAUUGUGGAGAAAUGCACUCUUAAACUGGUGGAUGAGUAUAAACACAUGUUAGCCCAAGCAACGGAGCCUUUGUCUACCUUUCUAGAGUAUAUUACAUAUGGUCACAUGAUCGACAAUGUCGUCCUUAUUGUAACUGGAACACUGCACGAGAGAGAUGUCCAGGAGUUGUUAGAGAAAUGUCAUCCUUUAGGGAUGUUUGACAGCAUUGCAACUCUAGCUGUUGCCCAGAAUAUGAGAGAGCUUUACAGACUGGUGCUUGUUGACACACCCUUGGCUCCAUACUUCUCCGAGUGCAUCACUUCAGAGGACCUUGACGACAUGAACAUUGAAAUUAUGAGGAAUACACUCUAUAAGGCGUACCUUGAGGAUUUCAACAGAUUUUGCCAGAAACUUGGUGGCGCUACUGCUGAAAUUAUGUCGGACCUCCUUGCCUUUGAGGCUGAUCGAAGGGCAGUUAAUAUCACAAUAAACAGCAUUGGCACCGAGCUUACUCGAGAUGAUCGCAGGAAAUUGUACUCUAAUUUUGGUCUACUAUAUCCUUAUGGUCAUGAAGAACUUGCUAUCUGUGAGGAUAUAGAUCAGGUUCGUGCUGCCAUGGAGAAGUAUCCUCCUUAUCAGACCAUAUUUUCUAAGUUGUCUUAUGGUGAGAGUCAGUUGCUCGACAAGGCCUUUUACGAAGAGGAAGUAAAACGCCUUUGCUUAGCUUUUGAGCAACAGUUUCACUAUGGUGUAUUCUUUGCGUAUAUGAGGUUGAGAGAGCAGGAGAUUCGGAACUUGAUGUGGAUAUCCGAAUGUGUCGCACAAAACCAGAAGUCCAGAGUGCAUGAUAGUGUUGUUCCUAUUUUUUAA
This is a messenger RNA of Striga hermonthica, 1197 nucleotides long. The record is from the annotation of a GenBank genome assembly. NCBI's taxonomy places the organism in Eukaryota, Viridiplantae, Streptophyta, Magnoliopsida, Lamiales, Orobanchaceae.